Capsella rubella is the source of this 776-nucleotide messenger RNA. RefSeq lists its product as uncharacterized. The transcript has a single exon. The record is from RefSeq and is a predicted model, not a curated record. NCBI's taxonomy places the organism in Eukaryota, Viridiplantae, Streptophyta, Magnoliopsida, Brassicales, Brassicaceae. Bases 132 to 617 code for a protein of 161 amino acids.
UGCUAAGUUGCUAACUUCUCGCAUCUUCUAUAAAUGUGACAGAACUAAAAACAAAAACAAAAAAAAAAGAGUAAAAAGGAAGAAGAUUCGCGAUCGGACGGCGAACUCUCGAUCCACCGUCGGAUCUCACCAUGUCACUCUCGCGGCUACACAAAUUCAAGCUCUUCGCCGCGCAUCGUAGCUUGGAGGCAUCCGCCGCCGGGAACCCCACGAUGAGUCCGACGAAGAGCCCUGUAUUUGAUCUCCGGCGACGCAAAACCCUGCGGAUGUUGUUCGAAAAGAGCUCCGAAGGUCGCAGGCGUAAUCUCCGACAGAUCCUUGAGGAUUCACCGGAAUCUGAUGGAAAUUCCGGGAAGAAUAAAAGGGGCAACCGCCGUGCUAGGCGUAAAUUGAAAGAGCUUUUGGUCACAUCGCCGUCUCCGCCGCUCAAUGGUGGAGAAGAGAUAGAGAGAGGAGGAGGUGGAGAAGAGAGGAGGGAGAAUAUGUCGCCGGUCGGUGGUGAGGGGAGAGAGUUAACGGGUCGAAGAUUGGGUUCGUCCGGUUCGGUUCAAUCAUUUCGGUUUAGGAUUUUGAGAAAACCGUGGCGACCAGUCCUGCUUACUAUUCCUGAACAAUAAUUAAGAAAAAAAAAAAAUCAUUUUGUUCUCUAAAAUUUGUCUCCUUUUUUAUUUUGCUUUUCCUUAUAUAAAACAUAGUACUGUAUACUAAAAAAAGAAAAAAUGUUGAUGAGAUCUUCUAGUUAUAAAAUGUGAUUUAUAAUUUCCAUGGCUUUGUUA